This is a messenger RNA of Catharus ustulatus (Swainson's thrush), 3214 nucleotides long. RefSeq names its product ubiquitin specific peptidase 18 (gene USP18). The coding region runs from base 360 to 1526 and encodes 388 amino acids. Lineage: Eukaryota; Metazoa; Chordata; Aves; Passeriformes; Turdidae. The transcript is spliced from 11 exons. Gene Ontology annotation, molecular function: cysteine-type endopeptidase activity; cysteine-type deubiquitinase activity. The record is from RefSeq and is a predicted model, not a curated record. Gene Ontology annotation, cellular component: nucleus; cytosol. Gene Ontology annotation, biological process: protein deubiquitination.
UCCCCAGAAGGCACAAAGAGCCGGCAGUAAAACCCUCCCUGCUCUUUGUCCCAGCCCCCUCCGAGCCGCGAUGAGGCGGCGCAAAGGCGGCUCCGAGUUUCACUUUCUGUCUCCGCUUUCUGCAGAGCGAGAAAUGAAACCGGGGCGCUCCGCCUCGCUCUGCCCGCUCCGCCCGCCGCUCUCCCGGCUCCUGCCGCUCUCCUGCUGCCCUCGAUGUGCUGCUCUCCCGCCUCUCCUGCCCUGCAUCAGCUGCAGCUCCGGCCAUCCGUGCUGUGCCCUCCCCUGCUCAGCCUGAGAUCCAGCUCCAAGCCCCACCGCUCCUGCGGGAAAUGUCCUUCCGUCCUUGAACAAUAUUCUUGAUGGGACAAGUAAGUGGACGUCAAGAAAGAAGCAAGAAACCAGAGGUGGCACUAAGUGAGACCAUGGAGGCAGAAAUUGAAGUACAAAAUAAUAAAAAGGAAAUCGAAGAGGUGAAGGCAAAAAACCCGAAGCUGACAUCAGUCUUUGGUGUGGCAGACUUAAAAAAUGAAGCUGUUGGGCUGUACAACCUUGGACAGACCUGCUGUCUGAAUUCCCUGCUCCAAGUGUUCUUCAUGAAUAUCCGCUUCACAGGGAUACUCCGAAGGAUCACAGUGCCAUCAUCUGCUGCACAGAAGAGGAGCAAUGUCCCCUACCAAAUGCUCCUGCUGCUGGAGAAAAUGCAGUGUGGCAAGUGCAAAGCUGUUUGUCCCAGAGACCUGGCUUACUGCCUUUCAGAGCACAGAGUGAAAUUGUUUGUGCAGUAUGAUGCUGCUCAGCUCUUUCUGACUCUCUGGAACUUGUUGAAGAAGCAGAUUAGAAAGCCAGAGCUGGUGGAAGAGCUGAGCGAUUUGUACACGAUCUGCAUACAGGAGCAUCUUGCCUGUCAGAAAUGCUCUUUUGAAAUAAAGAGCAACAGCACCAUGCUGACCCUUCCACUCCCAGUGCUGGAUGCCAAUUCUCACAGGCUGAGUACUCUGGAGGACUGUCUGCAAUACUUCUUCCUUCCAGAGGAGCUGACUGGGCAAAACAUGUGUUUCUGUCAGCAGUGUGGGAAGAAAACAACUUUUCUGCAGAGCAUGAGGCUCGUCCAUCUGCCACAGACUCUGACCUUGCACCUAAAGCGCUUCUGCUUCGAAAGAUCCUCUCGCACACACAAGCUGGGUCACUUCCUGCAGUUCCCACAAGAACUUAAUUUCAGGGAAGUCUUGACAGAAGAUCAGUGCCAAGCAGAUGAUAGUGAAAAGGCUACCUGGCAAUAUGAGCUUUUUGCUGUGGUUGCUCAUUCAGGAUCAACUGGCUUUGGUCAUUACUGUGCCUACAUCCGGAGCCUCACAGAGUGCAAAUGGUAUUGCUUCAAUGAUUCUGAGGUUUGCCAGGUGUCCUGGGAUGAUGUUAAAUGCACCUAUGGACGUUCCAGCCUCAACUGGAGAGAAACAGCCUAUCUCCUGUUUUACAUGAAAAAGCACCCUCAGCAGCCCUGUCCAGGAGUAUCAGAAUGUCUCUGAAAGCUGUGCAUUGUCCAUGGGGCUCAGCACCUCUGUGCCAGUGUGGACAUGUGCAUAUGUUUCACAAGGAAGACAUUCUGCACUCACCAACCUCGGUCUUCACAUUUAUUUAUGGAAAAAAAGUGCAGCAGACACUCAGCUAGAGAAAGGAUCUAGGAACAGUUGCAACUAGAGACCAUUUAUUUAGUGGGGUUUUUUAUAUUCAUGUGACUCUACAUGUUCAUUUCCUCUUUAAAAGAUGGAAGUUAGUCCUUGUCUCUGCUGCCUUACCAUUUUCCUUAAUGCUGCUGCCUGGAUUCCAGCCCAGGGGAAGUGUUUGGCUGAAAGCCUGUGUGAUGUUCCAGGCAGGUGUGUGGUAUUACUGGAGAGCUAUGGGAGCCAUACAGAGCCACAAAGAGCUUGAGAUUUACUUUGUCCUUUUAGCACUGUGUUAGAUGAUGGCAGGCUGGGGAGGAGACCCCAAAAAUCACCCUAGAAACCACGGGAGGAAGGAUCUGAACCCUUAUGACAUCACACACUCCUUAAAACCUCCCUGAAAAUUAAUCACUGCAGGGGCUGAAAUGUGUCAAGAGGUGCUUUAAAUCAGGAGCUAUUGGAGCAGUUCUGAUUUACAAGAUGAAUUUGUAUAAAUUUGUGCAGGUGAUUAUUAUUUCAGCAGGGCUAUCAGGCUAUUAGAUGCAUUUUCUUUCCUGUAGAAGGAAGUACUCAGAGCAGCAGAAAUUCUGAGGCUGGUUAGUGAUUUUGCACAAUCCAGACCGUAAAUGAUGGUAAGGGAAUGAAUCCUUGAUGUGCUUGAACUUUUGGGAUUUUUGGAUGUGGGGCUUUUAAAGCACUCAUGGUGUUAACUCUUGCUGAUCCUCUUGGAUUGAGGAUCCCAGCAGUUUGAGAUCUGGAAGUACCUUCAACCUAACAUACCCUAUGACUCUAUCUCUACAAAGGUGCUGUUUUUGUGGAUAAAACAAUUAUUAAAUUAUAUUAAGCCAUUAUUAAAUUAUAUUAAAAUUAUAUAAAUUAUAUAAAACUAUAGAACUAAUGUAGAUAUACUGCCAUCUGUGUAUAACCUAAUUUGUGUAACCUAAUAUGCAUAACCUAAUAUGUAUAACCUAAUGAUGAUGAAGUUCACAAAUCAUGUCUAUUUUCUGAAGGAAAACUGAGAAAUCUUAGAGCACAGCUGUGAACUUACUCUUUCACUGUGUGGCAGAUACUUUUCACUGUAUUAGCAAGGUCCAUUAUUCUGUUCAGCUCUGUAUUUGUGUUAUUUAUUCUGUGGUAAAAAAAAUCCCAGCGUAUUAUUUGUCAGGAUGAGAAAUUUUCAGGCUGUUCGCCUUUAGGAAAGCAUUGCACUAUUUCUAAAGCAUCUUGCAAUGGGUGAAAACCAAGUUUCUGUUUGCUUUUCCAACACUGCCUCUGUGAAGGAGCUGAAAAAAGCUGCACUUUCAGGAACUGAGAAGUUCAUGGGAUAAGAGACUGACAUUUCUAAUUACCCGUAACUUGAAAUUUAAAAACUUCUGCACAUGAAAAAUGCCUUAAAUGUGUCAUAACUUUCCAGGGAUGAUACCCAUCAAGGAAACAAUUGCAAAGAUGUAUUUAAGAAUCUUUUCAGUGCAAAAAGCAACAUUUAAUUCCAAUGAAAAUUAAUAAGUGGGUUUUUAAAUAAAAUGUUAAGGGAUCCAUUCCUUAGAAAAUCA